This is a messenger RNA of Anolis sagrei ordinatus, 2625 nucleotides long. NCBI's taxonomy places the organism in Eukaryota, Metazoa, Chordata, Lepidosauria, Squamata, Anolidae. The record is from RefSeq and is a predicted model, not a curated record.
CAGACGACCAGAAGCGGAGCUGCUUGCUGCAAGGACUGUUGCUCCUCCGAGGCACUUUUGGCACAAAGAGGUGCCCUCAAUCGGGAUUGAUUCCUUCAUCCGCCGCUCUUCCUUUUGGGGAGAAGAAGAUGACUCUCAACACCCAGAGAAGAGGAGGAGGAGGAAGAGGAAGAGAUAAUAACAACAUCAUGAGUCCGGUCCAGAGAAGAGCCAGCACCCCUCUGCCUGUUUCCCGGUCGGGGAUGCUGAGUGUCCGUCCAAACCAGGCCGCAUCCGGCCACCCGCAGCUGGGGCACUCCUCCUCUUGCGAACCCCAAGGAUCACGACUCGAACCCCGAGGCAGCUGGUCAUCUGGAUCCUCCGACUCGGAUGGAUCCUGGGCUUCGUUGUACCGAGUGGUGCUUUUGGGCGACUCCGGCGUGGGCAAGACCAGCUUGGUCAACCUGUUUGCUGGCGUUCAAGACAAGGAUGUGCCGGAGCAACAGAUUGAAGAUACCUAUGAGCGCACCUUGUCUGUGGACGGCGAGGAGACCACCUUGAUGGUGAUGGACACCUGGGAGGCUGAGAAGCGGGUCCCAGAGGAGGACAACUGGUUCCACAAUUACUGCAUGCAGGUGGGCAAUGCCUACGUCAUCGUCUACUCCAUAACCGACCGGGGAAGCUUUGAGAGUGCCUCGGAGCUGCGGAUCCAGCUACGGAGGACGCGCCAGGCGGAGAACAUCCCCAUCAUCUUGGUGGGGAACAAGACGGACCUGGUGCGCUGCCGGGAGGUGUCCGUGGAAGAGGGCCGGGCAUGUGCUGUUGUUUUCGACUGCAAGUUCAUCGAGACAUCAGCCACCCUCCAGCACAACGUGACGGAGCUCUUCGAAGGGGUGGUGCGCCAGAUCCGCCUGCGCCGGGACAGCAAGGAGGCCAACGCCCGGCGCAUGUCGCUCUACAAGCGCAAGGAGAGCCUCACCAAGAAGGUGCGGCGCUUCCUGGACCGGUUGGUGGCCCGCAACAACAAGAAGGUGGCCCGCAAGGUUCGCUCCAAGUCCUGCCACGACCUCUCGGUGCUGUGAGCGCUCUGGAGGCCCUUCCUCGCCUCCUCUUCCUCUCAGCCUUCCUCCCUGCCUCUACCUUGGGGUUUGCAAUCUCUCUUCUUUGCUGGUGGCUCUCAGGAGAGGACUGGCUGGUCGAGAAAUGCAAAGGACAAUGGGCAGCCAGGAGAAAGGGGACAGAAAGGGCAAGCAGAAGCCCCAAACCAGCCUUGGAUCAAUGGAGAAGCCACCCAGCACUAUGACUACGAAGGCAGCACAUGACAUGGAUUCUGGCAUUGGCUGCAUAGAUGGCUGGAAACAGUUGUUUUUGUCCUUUUCAUCAUUGGGGUUAAAAAGAGUAGCACAAUAUGGGACAUCAUCUUUCCCAAUUUUCCUCAUCCUAAAACUUUUGGGAUCUGAAACAUCUUCCAAGUCCACUGAGUUUUGCUACAGUACUACACUUAGGCAGAAGACACCUGGUUGACAACAGUUCCAUGUGAAAGGGAACUAGAAGUCUUAGCACAUGAGUCAGCUGUGUGAUGCAGCAGCUUAAAAAGUCAAUGCAAUUCUAAGCAUUGCAUCAAUAAGAGCCUAGAUCAAGCGAAAUCCUAGUCCCCUUCUCUUCUGCUUUGGUCAGAUCUUACUUGGAAGAGUUCUGUGUCCAGUUCUAAGUAAAGCAAUUGAAAAACAAAAAGAUGGACGAGAUGGAAGGCCUCCUGAGGAGGGUGACCAAAAUGGGCAAAAAUCAGAUUGUUUUCUGGUGCUCUAGAGACUGAGAUACAGAGCAAUGGAUUCAAACUGCAGGAUAGAAGAUUCCAUCUAAAAGUUUGGAAGAACAUUUUAAUAAUGAGAGUUGUUUAACUGUGGAAUAUGCUACAUCAGAGUGAAGUCUCCUCCUCUGGAGGUUUUUGAGCAGAGGCUGGAUGGUCAUCUACUAAGAGGACUUUGAUGGCAGAAGGGGGUUGGACUGGAUGUCCCUUGGGGUCUCGUCCAACUCUAGGAUUCUAUGGGUUGAUCAUGAGCCAAAUACUGUUAAGGGCUGAAUGCUGCCCAUUGGCACACUUUUCCCAUUUGGGAAGCCAGGGAUACAGGACUUUGGAGAUGAUGUCCACUUGAGGCUCGAGAAACCAAAGAGGGUGGAGUCUCCUUCUCUGGAGGUUUUUGAGCAUAGGCUGGAUGGUCAUCUACUAAGAGGACUUUGAUGCUAGAAGGGGGUUGAACUGGAUGUCCCUUGGGGUCUCAUCCAACUCUAUGGGCUGAUCAUGAGCCAUAUACUGUUAAGGGCUGAAUGCUGCCCAUUGGCACACUUUCCCCAUUUGGGAAUCCAGGGACGAGGGAUUUGGAGAUGAUGUCCACUUGAGGAUGGAGAAACCAAAGAGGACUGUUGGCGGUUUGAGAGACUCCGCAGAGUCCAGCUUGAAGCCAGCAGAGAGUUUCCAGCUGGGUCUCUCUCUGUGUGUAUAUAUAUAUAUAUAUAUAUGUAAACACAACAUUGGAUGAGCCAUUUUUUCCUCUGCUGCCUUUAAAAAUAAGGAGCCAUCUGCUUGUUUGAUUCCUAUCGGCACUGCUUGUACAUUUGUAAAUAAAGCCGGCGGUAUGACACGGA